UCGAAGCAUUGGUUAUCCGGGGAUAUCGUACUGCUGUGUCUAUAUAUUUCUCUGCUCUCUUUCUGCGGAUUGACACAAUACAGUUAGAAAAUAAAUAAAUAAUAAUAAAGAAAAACCUAAAACAUUAAAGCCGAAAGAUGGCGGAGCUGGGAGCGGGGAGCCUGCAUGGGGGGGAUCUCGCUUUCAAUUACCAGGAGCGAGAGCUUAACGAGCGAUUGAAGCGGCUGUACCCGGCCGUGAACGAGGAAGAGACCCCUUUACCGCGGUCCUGGAGCCCCAAGGAUAAGUACAGCUACAUCGGGCUGUCACAGAACAACCUGCGGGUGCAUUACAAAGGUCAUGGGAAGAAUCACAAGGAUGCCGCUUCAGUCCGGGCAACUCACCCCAUCCCGGCCGCCUGUGGGAUCUACUACUUCGAGGUGAAGAUUGUCAGCAAGGGCAGAGACGGGUACAUGGGAAUAGGGCUGUCAGCGCAAGGAGUCAACAUGAACAGACUGCCUGGCUGGGAUAAACAUUCCUAUGGUUACCAUGGUGACGAUGGGCACUCCUUCUGCUCUUCAGGGACUGGCCAGCCGUACGGUCCCACCUUCACUACAGGCGACGUGAUUGGCUGCUGCGUCAACCUCAUUAACAAUACCUGUUUCUACACCAAGAACGGGCACAGUCUAGGUAUAGCAUUCACAGACCUUCCUCCGAACCUGUACCCCACUGUGGGGCUCCAGACGCCAGGGGAGAUCGUGGACGCAAACUUCGGCCAGCAACCCUUCGUGUUCGACAUCGAGGACUACAUGAGCGAGUGGAGGGCCAAGAUCCAGGGCAUCAUCGAGCGCUUCCCCAUCGCAGAGCGGCUCGGGGAGUGGCAGUCCGUGCUGCAGAAUAUGGUAUCUUCCUACCUGGUGCACCAUGGGUACUGUGCAACAGCCACUUCCUUCGCCAGAGCCACUGAGACCACGAUUCAAGAGGAACAUACUUCAAUAAAAAAUAGACAAAGAAUACAGAAGUUAGUGUUAGCAGGCCGAGUUGGAGAAGCCAUUGAAGCAACGCAACAGCUAUAUCCAGGACUCUUGGAACACAACCCCAAUCUACUGUUCAUGUUAAAAUGUCGUCAGUUUGUGGAGAUGGUGAAUGGCACGGACAGCGAGGUUCGCUGCUUCACCACUCGCUCCCCCAAAUCCCAGGAGAGCUACCCCGGGUCCCCCAGCAUGAGCCCCCGGCACGGAGCCAGCAACCCCCACCUGCAUGGCACAGGAACGGACAGCCCCACCUGCAGCAAUGGAGUGUCGUCGGGGAAAAACAAACAGUCCCACAAUAAAUACCCUGGCCUGAGCUCCUCCUCCUCUUCCUCCUCCUCCUCCUCCUCCCCUUCCUCCGCCAACUACUCAGAGUCCAACUCCACAGACUCCACCAAGUCCCAGCAGCACAGCAGCACCAGCAACCAGGAGACCAGUGACAGUGAGAUGGAGAUUGAAGCAGAGCACUACAGCAAUGGAGUCCUGGAGAACUCCUCUACCAGGAUAAUGAACGGCACCUACAAGCACGAAGAGAUUCUGCAGGCAGACGAUUCCAGCCUAGGCAAUGGACUUGCAGAGGAGGGCUGCACCCCCAGGCUGCUGUGCGGAGGGAACCAGGCCGCCACAGAGAGGAUGAUCCAGUUUGGCCGAGAGCUGCAGGGCCUGAACGAGCAGCUGUGCAGAGAGUACGGCAAGAACGCAGCGCACAAACAGAUGCUGCAGGAUGCGUUCAGCUUGUUAGCCUACUCCGAUCCCUGGAACUGCCCAGUGGGACAGCAGCUUGACCCCGUGCAGAGGGAAUCGGUCUGUGCCACACUCAAUAGUGCUAUUCUAGAGUCUCAGAACCUGCCGAAGCAACCCCCCCUGAUGCUCGCCCUGGGUCAGGCCACAGAGUGCCUGCAGCUGAUGGCCCGUGUCCGCUCGGGAUCCUGCUCCUUCGCCAGAGUCGACAGCUUUUUGCACUAGCCAAGGCAGAGGCAAUGAAGAGGACUUGCAAGUGCUGACCGUGGAGGUGGAGGAGAGCAUGAGUUUGCUUUUGUGUGCUGUAUUCCCAUUGGUUGGGACUUUUGGAAGAGACAGAGAGUGGAGGGGGGGGAGAGAAAAAGACAAACAAGACUAGGCUUCUUUUUUAAAUUUAGUAUUAUCAAAUACAAAAACGUGUGACACUAUUUAAAGAUAAUUCAUUAUUAUUCUGUUUAUCUAAUCAUUUUCAGUUUUUAUUUUGUGUCUUUUUGUUGUGCUCAUCUUGGACAUUUUGGUUCCAGUACAGCCCUGGUUAACAUUUUAACUUCUGAAUACAUUAUAUACACACAAACACACAAACACGUUAUUCCUUCGAAUUUAAGACGUAGCCCAAAUUUCCCAUCCUUAAUUUGAGGAAAAUAUAAAACAUCAAAAAUCUGCAUUUACAAAAAUACAACCUCAAUUACAGAUAUAAGAAAACGCCAUAUGUUGGCAGUUUGCGGGUGGCUGCUGUCACACAGAGCAUUACAGUUAUGUGCUGCUUUCAUUUCCAGUCGUGAUUACUCACACCUCUUAAUUUGUGAACUGUGGUAUUGCUUGGCAUGUCGAGAAAUACAGGUUUCUGAUCAGCAUUUCCGAUUCAAGACGCAGGCAGUUUUUGAGCAGGAGAAAACAUAAAUUGUUUAAAAAGUGCAUGUUAAAUUUGAAGGAAUACCGUUUCUAUAUAUCUAUAAUCUAAACAUACAUUGUAUUGCAACCCAAGCACAUACUUUUGUUGCUCAGAACUCAGGUAUAUAAUACACAACUUUAGCGUAGAAUGUGGGAAAAAGAAAUAUUUUGUUUUAUCAGCAAUGAUUUCUAGACUCCAUGCUUUAGUAUGAUUUUAAUUUUGUUAUGUUUUCUAACCUUUAGAUUGUGGGGAAAACUCGCAAAAGUGCUGUGUUUUUGGUUUCUUCGAAUUGUGUUCACUGAUUAAAAGACCAGCUUGUGUGAAACGUGCAUGCCACAAGCCUGCUUGCUGGGUCAUCUGUGCAGUGGGGGAGAAGAAGAUAAACCGCAGAGGUUUCUGAUUAAGCCCCCUGCCCAACUUAGAUCUUAUUUGAACUUGUUAAAAGAUGUGAAAUCACUUUCGAUAAGGCUUAGCAUUCAGUGCUGCUCAUGACAGUAGCGUGCACGCUGUAGGUAUUUCAGCACCAUCUGCAGAACAUUACGUGGUGAAUCUUUUGCAAAUCAAGAAACGAGUGAUUUUAUUGUCAGUCUGAUAAUUACACACCAACAAUAGAUGCUUAUGAAGGCUGUGGUUAUUAUUUUUAUUUUUUACUGUGCCAUCUCAUAGAGGUGGGCUGUAAAUACCCAUUACAUUGUGUGAAAACAUAGAACCCAGGUCCUGGUCAAUCAUGUACAACCCCCAACCCCUGCUGCAUAAUAGGCACAGGGCCUGUGGAUAUGCAAGUGCUUUCUGCAACCUCAUACUUUCCUUCACUGGCCCUCUGGAGAUGCAAGCACUCAUUGCCACCUCAAACCUCCCUCUUUUGGGUAGCAGCCUAUCUGUCGGAAGGACUGUCUUGUGUAAACAGUCUCACUUCCUCUCCCCUCUUCCCCAAUGAAAAUGUCCCUUUUGGAAAGGAGCGUGCAAACUCAGAGGACAGCCCUAUCUUAGCGUGCCUGCCUCCCACCAAUGCAAGCACGAGGGUAGGGCUCCCAUCGGAAAAGAACGUGCUUGCACUGUGUAAAUAUCGUCAGACAGUAAUGUUUCUAUCUAAUUCUGUCAUUUCGACCUAGCCCCUAUGGGACCGGUGUCUGCAAGUGAGCUUUCUAAUCCUCCCCCGCCCCCUCCAUUGCAUAAUUACAACCCAUUGCAAUGUUUUUUCCAUAGCUGAAAGCAUUCGAAAACAUCCACUUACCGUAGCACACUUCCUCUUGUGUAGAAUAUAUCUGAAAGUAUUGUGAACGCGGUCAGUGCAUGUUAAUGCAUUAGUUACAUGUUCAUGAUGUUUCUCACCAGAACGGUCUGGAAUGUGAUGAAUGAACUGGACCCCCCCCCCCCCCCCCCCCCCCCCCCCUUCCCCCCCC
This is a messenger RNA of Polyodon spathula (Mississippi paddlefish), 4046 nucleotides long. RefSeq names its product ran-binding protein 10. Gene Ontology annotation, biological process: cell surface receptor signaling pathway; cytoskeleton organization. The transcript is spliced from 15 exons. NCBI's taxonomy places the organism in Eukaryota, Metazoa, Chordata, Actinopteri, Acipenseriformes, Polyodontidae. Gene Ontology annotation, cellular component: cytoplasm. The record is from RefSeq and is a predicted model, not a curated record. The coding region runs from base 138 to 1976 and encodes 612 amino acids. Gene Ontology annotation, molecular function: protein binding.